AUGUUGGCAGCACAUAACGACCAGGAGAACCUUUUCAGCCGUCAAGCUGGGGGAGUGAAGCAACAGCUCCAGUCUAAGACGCCCGGCGCCCGAUAUCCAAAAACGCCGUCGAAAGUGCCACUCAACGAUGAGAAUACGAACCACAGAUUUCCCGGAAAGAGCGCUCUCCGAACCAAGGGAAACAAUGAGAACAUCGCAACAAUUGGAAAGGGCGGGAAUGCCCUGGGCAAGGCGAACAAGUCAAACUUGAUGACACCGGUUGAGCCCCGAACGUCUCGCGCGCCGCUCGGUAACAAAACCACCAAUGCCAAGGCCCGAACGGGCCAACAGACGGGCAGCGUCAAAGAUCUUGUUCGCGAGUUGGAGAAGACUGGCGUCAAGCCGACGACAACCGUCCGGCCAAAGCAAGGUCCCCCGCAGGUUGAGUCUUCGAAGCUCGAGGUGCACACCGAUAAGAACCCUCUGGAUGAAGACGAAGACAUCGAAUACGCACCGCCGAGGACCAAGGAUGCCGUGUAUCAAUCUGACGUAUUCCCCGACGGUGUUCUUACAUUCGCAGGGUUAAAGCCAGAGAACAUGUUCAAGGGCUAUUACCAGUAUUAUUUCAACCAUAUCGACGAAAACGGCAUGUCAUCGACGGAGAGGGACAUGGAGCAGCGCCGCCAGCGCACCUUCCAACUUGGAGACGAGCAGAUUCGGAGAGAUAUGGAUGAGUUUGACUGGAGCGUUGGCGACGUGCCGGCGAGCAGGGACUUUUUCAACAAAAAGAAACCCGACCAAGCGGCAAGCCAAGACAAGAAAGCACGCGCCCUAGUUUCUAAACAGCCAGCGACGAUUGCGUCCCGAAAGGCGGCGUCUGCUCUCGCUAUGCCCCUUAGGCCGCUGAGCGAUUCAAUGGCGAAAGCCAACCGACCCCUCUCUGCUGCAGCCGCAAACAAGCCGAAGCCGAAUCCGAAGCCGUUUCUCUUGGCUGGACGCAAACCAGCAGUUCCAGCCAUCCAGCCUAGAAGCGCAAGCGCGCAGGGCCGUGCAGGAGCCGUGGCAGCAUCGCGCAGCACACUGGGCUACAGCAAGGGCCGCUCUGCAUCGUCGGCCGUCCACGGAAGCGGCCCUUCGGUCGCACACCUCGCAGAACUCGCCCCCAAGCCUCGCACCCUGACGCGCUCUGUCAGCACGGCGUCGUCAGGAUCAGACUGUACCAUCACGCCGGCGCGCUUUGCGCAGAAUAACUCAUCAUCGAGGGAGUGGAAGAAGCCCGAUUUUCUGUGCAUCUUUGACGAUGUCGAUGAAGAAGAAACCGGCAGCGUGAGCGUUGUCCCUGGCUUUGACGGCGCUAACGACGAUUUCCAGCUCUCGACCGACUUUUAG
Molecule: messenger RNA, 1368 nt
Organism: Lasiosphaeria miniovina
Lineage: Eukaryota; Fungi; Ascomycota; Sordariomycetes; Sordariales; Lasiosphaeriaceae
Exons: 2
Coding region: 1-1368 (455 amino acids)
Source: RefSeq, a predicted model, not a curated record